AUGAUGUCUCAGUCCCUCAGAUCCUCGGUCUCUUUUCUGAGCCGAGCGGUCCGCCAACAGAGCCCGAUUGUUCGUCGAAGCUUUGCUACGACUCCUACCAGACGUGCCGACCCCGUCCAGGACCUGUAUAUCCGUGAACUCGCUGCCUAUAAGCCCAGUCCCCGCAAGGCCAACGACGCCGAAGGCCAGGUCCAGAAGUUUUCACCUCCCGCCGCUCCUCAAUCUCCCGAGGAGGCUAACAUCUCCGCUGAUCUGAAGGCCUACGAGUCCCAGGCUGUCGAGGUUGAGGGCCAGGGUCAGGAAGCCGGCCAGCCCACCCCAGUUGAGGAGGACUGGCUCGAGAUGGAUGAGGAGAAACCUGCUGCUCACUAA
Trichophyton rubrum CBS 118892 is the source of this 372-nucleotide messenger RNA. RefSeq lists its product as uncharacterized. Bases 1 to 372 code for a protein of 123 amino acids. The record is from RefSeq and is a predicted model, not a curated record. The transcript has 3 exons. Gene Ontology annotation, biological process: proton motive force-driven ATP synthesis. NCBI's taxonomy places the organism in Eukaryota, Fungi, Ascomycota, Eurotiomycetes, Onygenales, Arthrodermataceae.